This is a messenger RNA of Mercenaria mercenaria, 1759 nucleotides long. RefSeq names its product CHRNA7-FAM7A fusion protein-like. The record is from RefSeq and is a predicted model, not a curated record. Gene Ontology annotation, cellular component: neuron projection; membrane; synapse. Gene Ontology annotation, molecular function: transmembrane signaling receptor activity; extracellular ligand-gated monoatomic ion channel activity; neurotransmitter receptor activity. The transcript is spliced from 6 exons. Bases 1 to 1515 code for a protein of 504 amino acids. Gene Ontology annotation, biological process: monoatomic ion transmembrane transport; signal transduction; regulation of membrane potential. Lineage: Eukaryota; Metazoa; Mollusca; Bivalvia; Venerida; Veneridae.
AUGACGAAUGUACAUAGGCCGACGACACGGCGUUUUAUAGCUGCCACAGACAAAGGUUUGAGAUUUCACCCGCAAGGUUUCGCUAAUUUGCCUAAAUUAUUCCGUGUAUUCGUAUCGUGUAAACAUGAAAUGGCAGAAAUCAACCCCAUUGGAUUCCCUGACAAGUAUACAUGUAUUUAUGUAUAUCACUCCAAAGUGUUCCCUACCAACACAUCCGGAUUCCUAAUGCUACGUUUUAUCACAGGUAAUGCAUCUUCCCCCUUACAAACACUUCUGGAUUCUUUCAUAGUUGACCUUCUGCAUUUUUUCAGCGCAGAAAAUGCUCUCGGAGGCAUUGAAGACUACCGGGCAUCAGUUUACCCAGAUGGGUCUGUGUACUAUUAUUUCCCUAGUGUUGUUGCCACAUUGUGUAAGAUGGAUGUCACGUAUUUCCCCUUUGACACUCAAACAUGUCCAAUAAAAUUAGGGUCCUGGUCCUACUUCGGCAAUGAAUUGAAUCUAACCGGACGUGAUGGAGAAACGGCCGCUGAUAUUGCCACUUAUAAGGAAAAUGGAGAAUGGGAGAUAGUUGGAGCGCCUGCGGUACGGCAUGUUAAUUAUUUUUCCUGUUGCCCUGACCCGUUCCCUGACGUUACUUUCUACGUCACAUUGAAAAGAAGACCACGCUUUUAUCUGUUGAACCUGAUGUUUCCAUGUAUUUUGAUGUCCUCUAUGGCAGUGCUGGCGUUCCUGUUGCCGCCAGACUCUGGAGAGAAAGUUUCGCUGGAGAUCACAGUACUUCUCUCUUUGUCCGUAUUCAUGCUCGUUGUCUCCGAGACGAUGCCACCGACGUCAGAAACGUUUCCAUAUAUAGGCAUGUAUUUUACAUGCGCAAUGCUGCUAGUUUCAUGGUCCUGUCUGAUGACCGUCACAGUUUUGAACUUACAUCACAGAGGCGGCAACGGUCGCAGGAUGCCAUCAUGGGUUAGAACUGUGUUCUUAAAGUGGUUAGGUGGGAUACUGUUCCAACAAGGCAAAGAGCAUAAAUCAAAACUGUUUUGCAAACAGAAUAAGGUAAAUGCUUCCGAUAUAUUUUCGGACAAAAUGGAACUAACAGAUAUGGAAUCAAACUUGUCGGGAGAUGAUGUUAAGCUAUGCAACCUUUUCGUUUCCCCUACCAUCCCAAGAAGACACUCGUCAACCAAAGACAACCGGAAGAAAUCGAUGAUUGCCGAAGAAGAAUUGUGUGAACAUUUCAGUUCCCCUAACGUACCGAAAGGAUUCGUCGCGAACUUCCGAAAGAGCCCGAUUACUGCCGGAGAUGAGCGGUCAGAGGAGAUAAGGCUAAUGAAACUGCAGCUAGAGUGCAUAGAGUCAAUUCAUGAUUACCUGAAUAGUCAAAAGCAGUGUGAUGAAGUGGCUGAAGAGUGGCAACAACUGGCCCGAGUGAUCGAUAGGGUUGUUAUGAUCCUAUUUUUUACCUUUCAGUUGAUUGCGACGGUCAUCAUGAUGGUGAAGAUAAUGAGUGAGCAUUGAUCAAUUUACAUCUUGAAUGUUUUAAGAACGGAUUCUGACUCACAUACAUAAAUUUAGUUUAUUUCGUGUUUCAGACGGGAAUUGAAGAACAGUAAUUUGUUGGAAAACUAUAUUUGCUUAAGUGACAGAUGAACUUUCAGCCUGGAUUACCGGACAGAGACAAUCAGCAAUGUAAUUUUGAAUGACAGAGUUCGGGUGCACGUUUUCAAAACAUACGUGUAAUUACGUGUAUUGGAAGACCGUA